GGCCUGUUGGUGUUUGCGGAUCUUUCGGUGGCAUGGCAUCGACAAACAGCUGAGAGGAGUCGACUGACACGGGGAGAUACCACGGUCCCUGCCUGUUAUGGGUCGCAUUUGCUUAGAACCAUGGUGGAGGAGAGCUUGGGGGCCAAGUGCUCGGAGGAACAGUGGGUCUGCGGCUUCAACAGGUCGCAUUUGCUUAGAACCAUGGAGGAGAGCUUGGGGGCUAAGUGCUCGGAGGUAUUGUGUCAUCGAUAGUGCGCAGGAUAGAGGACCGGAACGCGGAGGAGUCUACAGCGGGUGGGGCGAGCAUCUGCCGCGAAGUGGCACAUGUCAAGAUUGUAACACUGCUAAUGCCGCAAGGGAGGACAGUGCAGCCCUGCUGCCAAAAAGUGUUCUGCAACUGACAGCAACUAUAAAUCUGUCUCCUGUGGCAGAGGGUGGCACACAUCGAGAAAACGCCGUGGAAAGUUUAUUGCGACUGCCGCUACAUGGUAGCGAUGCGAAGCCCAGCGGUUUGCCGUCCAUUGGAGCGGUGUCUCAUCCGAGGGAGGCACAGCAAGGACCCAAGACCGGUUGGGGCAACGAGGGCAUGUUGCCGGAAGGCCAACGUAGAUGGUCGCAUCCUCGUGUGCAAUGGAGCAGCAGCUCAUGCGGGUCUUCAGUCGCCAGCUUCACCUCUUUGCGACUGCGUUUGAAAUUCCCUCACGCUUUUACCGAGAACAUCUCACCACCACUUUCGCAAUUUGGCUCAACGGGGUUCGACAAUGGGUCGAGGGGUAUCUUUGAGCGUUGUACCAUUGCCAGGGGUAUGUUGGGCUCUUGUGCGCAAAACUUUCUUGCCCCCUUUGUUGCCUCUUCUUCUUCUCAUUGUUCAUUUCCAAAAGGAAUGGCGCCGUCAUCUACUUUCUUCGGAGGGCUGGCCUCUGUGCAAAAUAUUCUUACCCCCUUUGUUGCCUCUUCUACUCAUUGCGCAUUUCCAAAAGGCUUGGCGUUGCCAUCUACUUGGCUCCGAGGGCUGGCGGCGCCUUCCAAACUCCCUUCACGAUCGGCUGAGAGGGGGCCUACGUCGACUGCUUCUGAAAAACAGCAACAAGCUUCCGACAAUGAUAAGGCGAAGGAAGGCCCGAGGAUUAAUUUUGAGAUAAAAGCACCUCUUGUUCGGCUCGUCGGGACUGACAAGGAUGGGAAUGUUUGCCACGAGGUAGUUACGAGGGCCGCCGCUUUGAUGAAAUCCCGGCAAGCAGGGUUGGAUUUGGUGGAGAUCAACCCGUCGUCGGACCCACCUGUCUGCAAGAUCCUAGAUUACACCAAGUACCGAUAUGAACUGAAGAAGAAAGAGAAGGAUGCGCGGAAGCGGCAGCUGGAGAAACGGCGGGUCGAUGUUGUGAAGAAUGUCCAGAUCGGUUCGCGUACGGAACAGAGGGACUUGGAACUCAAAGUGAAACAAGCUGCAGCACAUCUUCUCCAAGGCCACCGUGUGAAGUUGCUUCUCAUUUUUCGGUCGGGGGACCGUGGCAGAGGUGUGGGAACAGGGACGUUAGAACAGGCCUUAGGAAUGCUGGAGGAUGUGGGCAUUGUGGAGGUGGUGCCGAAGGAUAUAGGGCAGCACGCGAUGGCAAUUCUGAGACCUAAGGCUGCUGCUGCAGCCCCGGGGAGCUCAGCCGGCAGCAGCUAGAAGAAGGACACACCUGUUUUCUCCUACUUCAUAUUAUAUCGUUUGAUAUUUUCUUGAUCUGCCGGCGUUGGCCACAGGCUGGUGGAUUUGGCUGGCACCAAGGAGAAUAAUCAUUAAUGGUCGUUCUCACUCUGCCUAUUUGUCACUGGAUGUCGUUUGGUUGGUGUCACGACUCUCUAACAUCUGCCUGAAGCCAAUAACACCUGUUUUCUCCUACUUUAUAUUAUAUACCAUUUAACCUUUUCUCCUUAUGCCGGCAUUGGCCACAGGCUGGUGGAUUUGGCUGGCACCAAGAGAAUUAUGGUCGUUCACACUGCCUAUUUGUCGUCGAAUGUCGCUUGGUUGGUGUCGCAACUGUCUAACAUCUGCCUGAAGCCAAUAACACACCUCUUUUCUCCUAAUUUAUACCAUACCAUUUAACCUUUUCUCCUUUUGACGGCAUUGGCCACCACUGGCUGGUGGAUUUGGCUGGCACCAAGAGAAUAAUGGUUGUUCACACUGCCCUGUCUAUUUGUCGUCGAAUGUCGUUUGGUUGGUGUCGCAACUGUCUAACAUCUGCCUGAAGCGAAGAACUUUUGCUGCACGAACUGGCCUGGCUCAGUUGGUACACCCCUAGACUGGAAGCAGAUGAGUGAAAUAUUACUCAGGGGCAGUCAGUUUGAUGACAACAUCUCAAGGCUCUCGCCCUUUUUCUUUUCAAAUUUCUUUUCAAAAAGAAAAAGAACUGUUGCCGAGGUACGGUCGAGUACGGUGGCCAGGCGACUCGACGCUAUUUUCCAUCCUAUGGGUGGCGACGCUCUGCUAUCCCAUCCG
This is a messenger RNA of Chara braunii, 2485 nucleotides long. The record is from the annotation of a GenBank genome assembly. Lineage: Eukaryota; Viridiplantae; Streptophyta; Charophyceae; Charales; Characeae.